Messenger RNA from Prunus armeniaca (apricot), 195 nucleotides. NCBI's taxonomy places the organism in Eukaryota, Viridiplantae, Streptophyta, Magnoliopsida, Rosales, Rosaceae. The record is from the annotation of a GenBank genome assembly.
AUGGAGUAUGAAGGAAAGCUAGAUGAAGAAACUGAGGCUCUCGGUGCAGAAUUAGAGAGCUUAUUACAAGGUUAUCUAGGCAUUAACAUGGUGUUUAUCCUGCCAGAAAAGUUCAGGGCAACAGAAGGACAAGAAAGCAUUUGGAAGGAGAUGUGCUCUCCUGGGAAAGUUUUGAGUGCAGGUUGGCAAAAGUAA